Molecule: messenger RNA, 1122 nt
Organism: Paracoccidioides brasiliensis Pb18
Exons: 2
Coding region: 1-1122 (373 amino acids)
Molecular function (GO): protein binding
Source: RefSeq, a predicted model, not a curated record
AUGAAGGAAGCGGAAUCUUUGGUUAACAAACUUCCCCGUUCGCUAUUUGAAUUCGCACUGCCAACUGGCGAACCCGAAAGGUUAGACUUGGCAAUGUCAGUCGCUGCAGAACUCAUAAGAAUCGCAGCAACGCGUGGUGCAAUGCAUGGGAACGAUAUAUUAAAUCAAGAAGCAGAUCUAACUAUACUAUCUAGAAUUGCAUUUAUUCUCUCCAAACAUCCCGAUUAUCGAGCCGUAGCGGAAUGGUGGUUGUAUAGGCUGGCAGAGUCCAUGGAGCCGUUUGCGAUCCUCUACAUUGUCAACAGACAAUUCGCUGCUGGCCCCAUCAAGAGGACGGUUUUGAUUGAUUACCUGGAAUAUUUCGCUCAGAGGCAUCUGGUUGACGCAAUGGUGCUCUACGGUCAAAUUCUACACGAGAGGCAUAAUCGCACCGAGGAGGCACUCGUUCUUUUCACAGCGGCAAUGGAGAUUUCCGUGCCGACUGCGAGGGAAACAGACAGUCUAGAUCAAGACCUGUACAGUGUCCUCGGCAUCCCCCAAGCUUGGGAGAUGUAUGCCUCCGUGAAAGCGACCACGGGGGAUAAGCAAGGCAUUCGGGAGGCCGUGGAAAUGGGUGCCUUUAAAUUAGACCAUCCUACGGCCUUCAAAUUCCUCGCCAAGAUCGUCGCUGAAGAAGGUCACCUAGACAAAUAUGAAGAAUAUAUGACCAAGGCUGCCAUGGAUUGUGAUGCUGAGGCAUGUCAUGAGCUUGGGUCAUUUUAUUUGGAGCUUUAUUAUGACGGGAAAGGACGAGAUAAACCCCCCGGGCCUUCGAAAGGGCAAGAUGUGUGCCCCAAGGACCUUGUCGCUAGAAAGUACACCAAUAGGGAACUUCUCCAGAAUGCGAUAGAUUGGCUUGAAAUCGCUAGCACAGGUGGUUGGGGCCCCUCUGCCCUCAUCAUGGCCACUCUCCUACGCGAGGAGGAAAAACCUCACAAAGGAUUGCGGUAUCUAAAGAUUGCAGAGGAGGACGAAAAUUCUGCGUCCAGGGCGAAAGAAGUGCGGCUCAUAUAUCUGGACAAGACUUUCAAAUUGAAUAUUGAGCAAGAGAUCUUAAGUAAACAAUUUACAAGGUUUGAUUGA